CUAACACUUCCACAAACUUUCCCCAAACCAAAACAGAGUAAACAAAAAAAAGCAGAGUCAAAUUGCUAUCCUAUGGAUUAAAAAUGGAACACCUGAAAGUGGAAUUCGAGGAAGAAACAGUGACCUACGGUGGUUCAGCGGCGGCGGCUUCUUCGUCUGUUGGAUCUUCCUCGUCACCGAGACCAAUGGAAGGGCUUAACGAGACAGGGCCACCGCCGUUUCUGACAAAGACAUACGACAUGGUGGAGGAUCCUGCGACGGACACGGUGGUGUCUUGGAGCAAUGGUCGUAACAGCUUCAUCGUUUGGGAUUCUCACAAAUUCUCCACAACUCUCCUCCCUCGCUACUUCAAGCAUUCCAAUUUCUCCAGCUUCAUUCGUCAGCUCAACACUUAUGGAUUCAGAAAGAUCGAUCCGGACAGAUGGGAGUUUGCGAACGAAGGGUUUUUAGCGGGGCAAAAGCAUCUCCUGAAGAGCAUAAAACGAAGGAGGAACAUGGGUUUGCAGACAGUGAGUCAUCAGCAAGGAACAGGAUCAUCAGGUAUGUCAUGUGUGGAAGUUGGGCAAUACGGGUUCGAAGGGGAGGUAGAGAGGCUAAAGAGGGACCAUAGCGUACUCGUAGCUGAAGUGGUUAGGCUGAGACAGCAGCAACAUAACUCCAAGAGCCAGGUUGCAGAAAUGGAGCAGCGUCUGCUCGUUACGGAGAAGAGACAGCAGCAAAUGAUGACGUUCCUCGCCAAGGCUCUUAACAACCCAAACUUUGUUCAACAGUUUGCACUGAUGAGCAAAGAGAGGAAGGCUUUGUUCGGUUCAGAUGUUGGUAGGAAACGGAGGCUUACUUCAAGCCCAAGCUUGGGGACUAUUGAGGAAGGUUUGUUGCAUGAUCAGGAGUUUGACAGGAUGAAGAAUGAUAUGGAAACAUUGCUUGCUGCAGCUAUAGAUAAUGAGUCGAGUAGUUUGGUUCCUAAUAAGAAAGAUGAGGAAGCGUUGAAUUUGAUGAUGGAAGAUGGUCAUUUAGAGCCAGAGAUUGAUGUGAAAGUGGAGGACUUGGUUGCUUCACCGUUGGAUUGGGGUAGUGAGGAUCUACAUGACAUUGUUGAUCAAAUGGGUUUUCUUGGAUCAGAACCUUAGUCUCUACACUGUCUAAGUUGUGGAAGACAAGGACUAUGCUGUAGCAGAAAGAAAAUGAACAAAUACAGAGGGAUCUUGAUACUUUCAUUUCAUAUAAGGUAAUUUCUUAACUUAUCUCCUCACAGCAUAUUGUAGCAAAAACAAAAGAACCUGCAAACUUACUCCAGGUCGAAACUGUGGGAAACGAUGUGGAAUCCCUCCACGAAUCAAAUAACAAGCAUAUUGUAAGAGGAACAGUCUUACCAAACAUGGUCAUAGUCGAUCAUGAUCAUGAAGAGGAAUAUGACGAGCAGCACAGUGAGCCAUGUUUGCCAUUUUCCUUAGAAGAAUACAACGAUCACGUUUGAUGUAGGUAGAUUCAAUCUUUUCAUUUAUUCUUUCAUUGUUUCAACCAGGAAGCUCAUAUCUAGGUGUUGAAGUCUGAAAGAAUCUUUGAGUAGACUUAGAUAUCUCAUGCUCUGCUUCAUCAGUGCAUAGCGAUGCCUCUUAAGUUCAUGGACGUGUAGAAGAAAACGCACGAAUCUGGUCAAUGCCUUGAAAUCCAAAACUAGAGCAGUAAGGGCAACACAACCAAGCUGCUUGGUCCAAGCAUCUCUGCAAUGAAUGACUCAGGGGUUUCCUCGUAAAAGCUGCCAUAAUACGAAUGUCUUUAUAGAUCUAACUUUUUUCCAGUCUGGAUGAUGAAACAAAGACGUAAUGUCACACCUGAAAGUAAAAUUUCGGUAAGAUUUCAUUCAAAUGAAUGUAGGAGCUUAGUAUAAGUUUAUGCUUCAACGUUAGAAGUGGUUGCUAUGCAGAAUGACAAAUUCUGUUAGCCAAACACAAGGAAAACCACCAAUCGCUAUAAUCGUUUUGUCUCCUUCGUAAGUAAUGAAAACAGAUUAAUAAAUU
Molecule: messenger RNA, 2021 nt
Organism: Eruca vesicaria subsp. sativa (arugula)
Lineage: Eukaryota; Viridiplantae; Streptophyta; Magnoliopsida; Brassicales; Brassicaceae
Source: the annotation of a GenBank genome assembly